AUGAAAGAUGGAGAUCUCAAUUGUUACCUAGAAAAUGCAAUGCAAGCUCUGUUACAUUUGGAUGGAAUGAAAGAAUUUCUAUACUAUCAGCGAUUGGCGGACAUUCAUCCUGGUAAUAUUUUGCGAGACUUAAUUUGGUAUAUUUCGGAUUUGGGAAUUUCUGGGCCUGCAGAUGAUGAAAAUUAUGGUAAAGUAUAUGGAGUGCUACCAUACGUUGCACCUGAGCAACUUAUAAGUAGGGUUAGUCCAUUUGUGAAUACAUCAUAUGAUAUUCAUCUUGCUAGAAAUAUAUGCAAUGAACUUAGACUACCAAUCAUUCCCGGAACGCCUGAUGAUUAUGCAAAACUUAUGAAACAAUGUUGGAAUGCAGAUCCCCUCCGUAGACCAAAAGCAUCAUUAGUUCAGGGAUUUUUUCAGUCAUAUCAAUUUAAAUUUCUAAGAGAAAAAAGUUAUGAAAUUUUAGAAUUAGAAAUUUCAAGUACUACCUUACCAAUUCAGCCAUCAGAUAUUACUACAAGCAAAAUUCUUGAUUUUAAAAAUUUGCUAGUACCAAAGAAUUUAGAUAAUACCGAUUAUGGUGAAUUUAUUGAACAAUAUGUGCAAGAGAACAGUGAUGAAUUACUUUUACCAGAAAAAAUAAAUACUUAA
Messenger RNA from Dentiscutata erythropus, 648 nucleotides. The record is from the annotation of a GenBank genome assembly. NCBI's taxonomy places the organism in Eukaryota, Fungi, Glomeromycota, Glomeromycetes, Diversisporales, Gigasporaceae.